AUGCCGCCCAAGGGAAAAGGUCCACAAGGGAAAAGGAUCACCUUGAAAGUAGCCAAAAAUGCAGUCCGGGUACUUUUUAAUGGAAGGCGCCGUCUUGAGUUAAGCAAAAUGGGCAUUGCCACCUUCCCCAAGUGCCUUCUGGAGCUGGCUGAUGUGGAGGAAAUUGAUUUGAGCAGGAACAUGUUAAGAAAGAUUCCAAACAUCAUUGAGAAGUUCCAGAAUCUGAUGUGGCUGGACCUGCAUAGUAAUCAGAUUGAGGAGCUGCCAGCCGAAAUAGGCACACUUCAGAACCUUACUUUCCUGAAUUUAUGCAACAACAAGUUGACCACAAAAGGUCUACCAGAAGAGUUGACCCAUCUCAGGAACCUGCGUACUCUCAACCUUGGCUUGAACUGUCUUGAGACUAUUCCCACCACUCUUGGGUCUCUGAGGGAACUUAUUGAGCUAGGUCUCUUUGACAACUCUUUGACCAUCAUCCCGAAGAGUGUGAAAAAGCUCCCCAAACUUGAGAGACUGAAUGUAAAAAGAAACCCUUUACCAGAAUUUGCAAAGGAAAAUGAGCCAAUUGACACCGUUAAACGCAUAGAGUCGCUUUACUUAGUAGAAAAGAAAGACCUGUGCAGCAUCUGCCUGCAGACGUGUCAGGGUGAGAGGGAUGAGCUGCACAAGUUAGAGGACAUGACACCUGGCCCCUCAGAUAAGACAAGCUUCUCUUCACUCACUACACCCAAUUCCACUGCAAGGGAUAACCAGGAAGAAUGGAGAAUAAACAAAGAUGACAAUCCUUGA
Molecule: messenger RNA, 789 nt
Organism: Cinclus cinclus
Lineage: Eukaryota; Metazoa; Chordata; Aves; Passeriformes; Cinclidae
Gene: LRRC18
Product: leucine rich repeat containing 18
Exons: 1
Coding region: 1-789 (262 amino acids)
Molecular function (GO): protein binding
Source: RefSeq, a predicted model, not a curated record